GCCGCAGGCGCCGCUACUGCUGCCAUCCCCGGGGCGUGAGUCCGCCGCCCGCUGCCCGGGGACCCGGCGAGGGGCGGAGGCAGCCCCGAACCGACCUCGGAUCUCCCCGUCUCCCGCCUCACGCUUCCCGGAAAGUUUGUCCCUUUGCAGUCAGCCGAGCUGCUCCGGGAGCCCCGCCGCGAAGAGGGUUUCCCCUACAGCCCCUGCUGGCGUGGUCCCAAGUGUAGGAUGGGGCUUCCCAUACAAGGGCCGGUGGCAGCCAGAACUGAUACAGCCCCCCUAAUCUGGGGCCAGGACGCCAGCUGAGGAGGGUGGGAGUUUCUGAAGCUAUGGCUGGUGCCUCCGUGAAAGUGGCAGUGAGGGUUCGGCCCUUCAAUGCCCGUGAAACCAGCCAGGAUGCCAAGUGUGUGGUCAGCAUGCAGGGCAGCACCACCUCCAUCAUCAAUCCAAAACAGAGCAAGGAUGCCCCCAAAAGCUUCACCUUUGACUAUUCCUAUUGGUCACAUACUUCGGUGGAGGAUCCGCAGUUUGCAUCUCAACAGCAGGUGUAUCAAGACAUCGGAGAAGAAAUGUUGCUCCAUGCUUUUGAAGGCUACAAUGUGUGCAUCUUCGCCUAUGGGCAGACAGGGGCUGGAAAGUCCUAUACCAUGAUGGGACGGCAAGAGCCAGGGCAGCAGGGCAUUGUGCCUCAGCUCUGUGAGGACCUCUUCUCUCGUGUUAAUGAGAACCAGAGCACUCAGCUUUCCUAUUCUGUGGAGGUGAGCUAUAUGGAGAUCUAUUGUGAGCGAGUACGAGACCUCUUGAACCCUAAGAGUCGAGGCUCUCUGCGGGUUCGGGAGCACCCCAUCCUGGGCCCCUACGUGCAAGAUCUGUCUAAAUUGGCUGUGACCUCAUACGCAGACAUUGCCGACCUCAUGGACUGUGGAAAUAAGGCGCGGACUGUGGCUGCCACUAAUAUGAAUGAGACCAGCAGCCGUUCCCAUGCUGUCUUCACUAUUGUCUUCACGCAGCGCUCCCAUGACCAGCUUACUGGGCUAGAUUCAGAGAAGGUCAGUAAGAUCAGUUUGGUGGACCUUGCCGGGAGUGAGCGGGCUGACUCCUCAGGGGCCCGGGGCAUGCGUCUAAAGGAAGGUGCUAACAUCAAUAAGUCCCUGACUACUCUAGGGAAGGUGAUCUCAGCCCUGGCAGAUUUGCAAUCAAAGAAGCGGAAGUCGGAUUUUAUCCCUUACAGAGAUUCUGUGCUCACUUGGCUGCUCAAGGAGAAUUUGGGUGGGAACUCACGCACAGCAAUGAUAGCAGCCUUGAGUCCUGCUGACAUCAAUUAUGAGGAGACGCUCAGCACCCUCAGGUAUGCAGACCGCACCAAGCAGAUCCGUUGCAAUGCUGUUAUUAAUGAGGACCCCAAUGCCCGACUGAUCCGAGAACUGCAGGAGGAGGUGGCCCGGUUGCGGGAGCUGCUGUUGGCUCAGGGACUCUCAGCCUCUGCUCUGGGAGGCCUGAAGGUGGAAGAGGGGAGUCCUGGAGGUGCUCUGCCAGCUGUAUCAUCUCCCCCUGCUCCAGCUUCACCCUCGUCUCCCCCUGCACACAAUGGGGAGCUGGAGCCCUCAUUCUCCCCCAGUGCUGAGCCCCAGAUUGGGCCUGAGGAGGCUAUGGAGAGACUACAGGAGACAGAGAAGAUCAUAGCUGAGCUAAAUGAGACUUGGGAGGAAAAGCUUCGAAAGACAGAAGCUCUGAGGAUGGAAAGAGAAGCAUUGUUGGCUGAGAUGGGGGUGGCCGUCCGGGAGGACGGGGGAACCGUGGGUGUCUUCUCGCCAAAGAAGACUCCCCACCUGGUAAACCUGAAUGAAGACCCCUUGAUGUCUGAAUGUCUGCUUUAUCACAUCAAAGAUGGUGUCACCAGGGUUGGCCAGGUAGAUGUGGACAUCAAACUGACUGGACAGUUCAUCCGGGAGCAACAUUGUCUCUUCCGCAGCAUUCCUCAGCCAGAUGGAGAAGUGGUGGUCACAUUGGAGCCCUGUGAAGGAGCUGAGACAUAUGUCAAUGGGAAGCUGGUGAUGGAGCCGCUGGUGCUGAAGUCAGGAAACAGGAUUGUAAUGGGCAAGAACCACGUUUUUCGCUUCAACCACCCUGAGCAAGCACGACUGGAACGGGAAAGAGGGGUCCCACCGCCCCUAGGACCACCCUCUGAGCCUGUUGACUGGAACUUUGCUCAGAAGGAGCUGCUGGAGCAGCAAGGCAUAGACAUUAAGCUGGAGAUGGAGAAGAGGCUGCAAGAUCUGGAGAAUCAGUACCGAAAAGAGAAGGAAGAGGCUGAUCUUCUACUGGAACAGCAGCGACUGUAUGCCGACUCUGAUAGUGGGGAAGACUCUGACAAGCGCUCCUGUGAAGAGAGCUGGCGACUGAUUUCCUCCUUGCGGGAGCAGCUGCCCCCCACCACAGUCCAGACCAUUGUCAAGCGCUGUGGCCUACCCAGCAGUGGCAAGCGAAGGGCCCCUCGCAGAGUCUAUCAGAUCCCUCAGCGGCGGCGGCUGCAGGGCAAAGACCCUCGCUGGGCCACGAUGGCUGACCUGAAGAUGCAAGCAGUCAAGGAGAUAUGCUAUGAGGUGGCCUUGGCCGACUUCCGCCAUGGGCGGGCUGAAAUUGAGGCCCUGGCUGCCCUCAAGAUGAGAGAGCUGUGUCGCACCUAUGGCAAGCCUGAGGGUCCUGGAGAUGCCUGGAGGGCUGUAGCCAGGGACGUCUGGGAUACUGUGGGUGAAGAGGAAGGAAGUGGUGGCGGAGGUGGUAGUGAGGAAGGAGCCCGUGGGGCAGAGGUGGAGGACCUCCGAGCUCACAUCGACAAGCUGACAGGGAUUCUACAGGAGGUGAAGCUGCAGAACAGCAGCAAGGACCGGGAGCUUCAGGCCCUGCGGGACCGUAUGCUCCGCAUGGAGAGGGUCAUUCCCCUGACUCAGGAUCUUGAGGAUGAGAAUGAAGAAGCUGGUAUGGUCACCUGGGUGCCAUCUGAAGGGUCGGAGGCAAUAGAGGAGGCAGUGCCCAAUGACCGUUCACCCUCUGCUCGGCCCCCCUCACCACCCCUGUCCAGCUGGGAGCGGGUGUCCAGACUAAUGGAGGAGGACCCUGCCUUUCGUCGUGGCCGCCUUCGCUGGCUUAAGCAGGAGCAGCUGCGGCUACAGGGACUGCAGGGCUCUGGGGGCCGGGGUGGGGGACUGCGCAGGCCCCCAGCCCGCUUUGUGCCCCCCCACGACUGUAAGCUGCGCUUCCCCUUCAAAAGCAACCCCCAGCACCGGGAGUCCUGGCCAGGGAUGGGGAGUGGGGAGACCCCAGCUCCACCCCAACCUCCUGAGGAGGUCACUGCCCCCACAACUGCCCCUGCCCGCAGGCCUCCAAGUCCCCGAAGGUCUCACCGUCCUCGCAGGAAUUCCCUGGAUGGAGGGGGCCGAUCCCGGGGAGGGGGUUCAACACAGCCAGAACCCCAGCAUUUCCAGCCCAAAAAGCACAAUUACUAUCCCCAGCAGCCCCAACCUUACCCAGCCCAGCGGCCCCCAGGGCCCCGCUACCCGCCAUACACUACUCCCCCACGAAUGAGACGGCAGCGCUCAGCCCCUGACCUCAAGGAGAGUGGGGCAGCAGUGUGAGCCACACGCUAGGCAGACAGGGCCUGGUGGGGCCCUUGUUGGGAAGAUGUCAGAGAUGCUGCUUCCCUAGAAGCCCUGGGGCAGGGAGGCCAGAGGAGAGAAGGUCCGAGUAGGUGAUAGAAGGUGCUGAGUGAGCUGGAGGCUGAGGGAAGGAAGAGGGCACGGAGUUGCCAGGAGCAAACCAAAGUGAAGGAAGAGUGAGAGGAAGCUGCCUCGGGGCCACCCGUCGCAGGGGGUUCCUAUAAACGCUGCUAUGGGUGGGGUGGGGGGCUGGGGUCUGCAUAGCCAGUGUUUGACUUUCUUUUUGAGUGGGUGCAAAGGGAAAAGAACCAAGAGUGAGGUGGGUUCUCUUCCCCCAGCCCUUGUCUGUCUAUUUGUGAUGGGUUUUCUGUUUCCAAGGAGGUGUGGUGGGAUCAUGUCAUUCCCCUCCCCUUCCAGGCCUCCUGCUAUAUUUGGGGGACCUGUCUUGGUUUGGCUGGGGUCCCAUGAAAAUGUGGGACCUCUUAAUAAAGGAUAGCAAACAGGGA
Nannospalax galili (Upper Galilee mountains blind mole rat) is the source of this 4162-nucleotide messenger RNA. RefSeq names its product kinesin family member 1C (gene Kif1c). The coding region runs from base 330 to 3635 and encodes 1101 amino acids. The transcript has 23 exons. NCBI's taxonomy places the organism in Eukaryota, Metazoa, Chordata, Mammalia, Rodentia, Spalacidae. The record is from RefSeq and is a predicted model, not a curated record. Gene Ontology annotation, molecular function: ATP binding; microtubule motor activity; microtubule binding. Gene Ontology annotation, biological process: microtubule-based movement.